Messenger RNA from Suillus subaureus, 477 nucleotides. RefSeq lists its product as uncharacterized. The coding region runs from base 1 to 477 and encodes 158 amino acids. The transcript has 8 exons. The record is from RefSeq and is a predicted model, not a curated record. NCBI's taxonomy places the organism in Eukaryota, Fungi, Basidiomycota, Agaricomycetes, Boletales, Suillaceae.
AUGACCAAGAAUGGGAUCGCUGAGUCCAACAGCCAAGACCACUGGAUCCUGGGUAGUGUGGGCUUCAUUUAUGAUUUGAAAAGACAGAGGCAAGCUGAACAAGUAAUUUUCACAGGCCCAGAGCCAAACAGACAAAGACUCGCUCCAUUGGCCACUGGGGACAGGCACCAGACUUUGUGGAUGAAAAUCAAACAAAAAUCUCUUGAUUUCCCAAGUGUAUCACCAUCCAACUCUAUCUCCAUCAACCUGCCUCUUGUGGGUUUUCACUUGGAUUCAAGACUGGCAUUGUGCAACCAAGGACAGUUUAGCAGUUACGAGCCUGAGCUGAAGGUCAUGUUAUUGAUCUUAGUGUCAGGGAAGAUAGUGUUGAUUGUUAAAAGGACAUCUGCAAGGCAGGAUGAUGACAAGAAGGGUAGCCAUACACCUGCAGGAACUCUCAUUCAUGCUCAGUCAUCCAUCUCUAUCUCUGCUUGGUGA